AUGGGACACAAUACAAUUCUACAUUCAAGUAUACAGACACCACUUGGUCGUGAGCUUCAGGCACAGGGUGUCACACUGAAAAAGUCAUCGCUGAUGUACCCCAUCUUUCUCACGGAUGAACCGUUCGCCAAGGAGCCACUUGGAUCAAUGCCAAAUCAGUUUCGAUGGGGUGUGGAGCGUCUCGGAGAAUUUCUAGGACCACUAGUUGAGCGUGGCCUGUGUUCUGUGAUUAUAUUUGGUGUCCCAACAACUAAGCCCAAGGAUGAAGUCGGCACUCUUGCUGAUGACUGCGAGGGACCUGUUAUUCAAGGCAUCAAAAAGAUUCGUCAGAUUUUCCCAUCGUUGUAUGUGGCGGUCGAUGUUUGCUUGUGUGAAUACACAUCACAUGGCCACUGUGGUAUUCUGUGUCCAGAUGGAUCGAUCAAUAAUGACAAGUCCAUUGCUCGUCUGUCUGAUGUGGCUGUGGCCUACGCAAAAGCUGGUGCACAUUGUGUGGCUCCUAGCGAUAUGAUGGACAAUCGUAUACAGGCCAUCCACGAAGGCCUGAAGCGGGAAGGUCUCGCGCAUCGCACCUCGAUUAUGGCAUACAGUGCCAAAUUCGCAUCGAGCAUGUACGGUCCAUUCCGUGAAGCUGUCGCCUCUGCACCUGCCUUUGGUGAUCGCCGGUGCUACCAACUGCCACCCAAUGCGCGUGGACUUGCUCGACGGGCCAUUCUGCGUGAUGUGCAAGAAGGCGCCGAUAUCGUGAUGGUCAAGCCCACCAUGCCCUAUUUGGAUGUUCUUGCCGAUGCACGUGAGUUAGCUCCCGAUCAUCCUCGCGCUUGCUACCAUGUCAGUGGUGAAUAUGCGAUUCUCCAUGCGGCGGCCAGUGCAGGAGUCGGCGAUCUUCGUGCGAUGGUCGAAGAGAGUAUGACAUCGAUGCUUCGGGCAGGCGCCACGUUGAUUUUAACAUACUUUACACCAGAGCUACUUACGUGGUUGGAUCAUCCUAGGGCUUGUUAA
This is a messenger RNA of Malassezia restricta, 1002 nucleotides long. Its product is annotated as porphobilinogen synthase. NCBI's taxonomy places the organism in Eukaryota, Fungi, Basidiomycota, Malasseziomycetes, Malasseziales, Malasseziaceae. Gene Ontology annotation, cellular component: cytosol. The transcript is spliced from 3 exons. Gene Ontology annotation, molecular function: porphobilinogen synthase activity; zinc ion binding. The record is from RefSeq and is a predicted model, not a curated record. The coding region runs from base 1 to 1002 and encodes 333 amino acids. Gene Ontology annotation, biological process: heme biosynthetic process.